AAUCUUAUAUAUAUUCUUAAUCCUUUGCCUCCAGAACGUAUGACGAAUAUGGAAGCUUUGAAGGUGCUGUGUAAAGAUUAUCCUUCUUUGAAUUCUUCUUCUAAGAAGCCCUGUUUGGAGCAUAAGCUCUCCAAGCAUGGAACUCACUUUUCUAGGCAUUCUUUACGUUUAUAUCAUCCAGGAAGAAACUCAGCAAACUUCCUUGCACUUAGAGCUACAAAUUCUCAUGUAGCUAUGAAAGAAAGAAAUGGAUCAGUGAAUGAGCAUUCAUUGUACAAGGGCCUGGGUAUACUUGAUUUUCUUGAGGCCAAAAACAUUCUGGUCACUGGUGCAACUGGUUUCCUUGCAAAAGUGGUGAUUGAGAAAAUACUAAGGACACAGCCAAAAGUUGGAAAGCUCUUUUUGAUUAUCAAGGCUAAAGAUUCAGAGGCUGCAUUUCAAAGGAUGAAGAAUGAAAUAAUAUGUUCGGAGUUAUUCAGACAUUUGAGAGGCAUUUAUGGAAGGCAGUUCGAGGAGUUUGUACUGACAAAACUUGUCCCUGUUGCUGGUGACGUUUCACUGGACAAUCUAGGAAUUCAAGUCGAUGUGGCGGAAAAUCUUGCUCGCCAUGUACAAAUAAUUUUAAAUUCUGCUGCUAUCACUUCAUUUGAUGCCAGGUAUGAUGUUGCUUUGGAGACAAAUACAAGAGGACCGUCUCGGCUCAUGGAAUUUGGAAAAAGUUGCAGACAGCUACAACUCUUUCUGCAUGUAUCAACAGCAUAUGUCAAUGGGCAAAGAGAAGGGAGGGUAGUCGAAAAACCAUUCAAAAUGGAAGAAAACCUAGCCAAAGGGCUAGAAGAUGCUGCAGCUUUGAACAUUCUAAAUGAAAUUGAAUUAGCCAAAAUAAAUCUCACUUUUCAUCAAACCAGACUGUUAGAAUCUAAAAGCUCUAAAGCCAUAAAUGAUGAUGGUAUUUCCCAAACAAUGAAAGACAUGGCUUUGGAAAGGGCAAGAACAUAUGGAUGGAAUGAUGUUUAUGUGUUUAGUAAGGCAAUGGGAGAAAUGUUAUUAGACCAGAACAGAGGAGAAAUCCCAUUGGCUAUUGUUAGACCUAGUGUGAUUGAAGGAACCUACAGUGAUCCAUUUCCUGGAUGGAUAGAAGGCCUUCGAAUGGUAGAUCCGAUAAUUGCCUAUUAUGCAAAAGGCCAGCUCUCUGCCCUGAUUGCUGAUCCAAAUGUGGCUUUUGAUAUUGUCCCAGUAGACAUGGUUGCAAACGCAAUACUUGCAGUAAUGGCAAAACAUGCUGGCAAAUCUGGCCUGGAGGUUUAUCAAAUGGCUUCUUCUGCUGCAAAUCCAAUAUUUAUGGGAGAACUUUUUGGAAUGUUUCAUCAGUAUUUUAGAGCCCAUCCUUAUGUUGAUGUUAGGGGUAAAACAAUAAAAGCAAAGGAUUCUCUCAAGCUAUUUGGCAACAUGGAAGAUCUCUCUUCUCAUUCUAUAAACAUGUCAUUAAAUGUAAAUGGUCAUCCUUUUGUUCAAAUGGAAAAGCAAGAACGCAUUGCUAUGAAAGUAAGAGCCCGUGUGAACAGACAGAUAGGCAGGAUAUACCAAUCAUAUUUGACAUGCAAAGCGAGAUUUGACAACUCAAACACAAAUAAGUUAUUCCAAGAACUCUCCCAAGAGGAAAGGGAAAUAUUUGGAUUUGAUGUAAAUAGAAUAGACUGGAACGAUUACAUUAUGAACGUUCAUAUUCCAGGACUUCUUGAAAAUGUUAUGAUGAAAAGAAGAUCUAAAGCCAUCGAACAAGAGAGGAAUCCUGCUGCAGUCCCUCUAUUGGUGAUUUCUUAGAUAAUUAAAAAAGGAGAUGAAUAGGUUUCUCAGGGACUCCGGUUAUUAAUGGUGUGGGUAUUUUUUAGCUGAUAUGCUUAGUUUUAUAGGUUGUGCAUCUAUUAUACUGUAAGUUUUAGGUUGUUGUCUAUUAGGCAUUUACUUGCUGCAUGAAAGUUUGAGGGGAUGUUUCUCAGGGACUUUGUAAGAUGUAUUUAUUAUUAAGAUGUAUUUAUUAUAAGUAAUAUAUGAUUAUUUUUAAGAUGUAUUUAUUA
Molecule: messenger RNA, 2078 nt
Organism: Cryptomeria japonica (Japanese cedar)
Lineage: Eukaryota; Viridiplantae; Streptophyta; Pinopsida; Cupressales; Cupressaceae
Product: fatty acyl-CoA reductase 2, chloroplastic
Exons: 10
Coding region: 40-1824 (594 amino acids)
Biological process (GO): suberin biosynthetic process; long-chain fatty-acyl-CoA metabolic process
Cellular component (GO): intracellular membrane-bounded organelle
Molecular function (GO): alcohol-forming very long-chain fatty acyl-CoA reductase (NADP+) activity
Source: RefSeq, a predicted model, not a curated record